Molecule: messenger RNA, 744 nt
Organism: Aureococcus anophagefferens
Lineage: Eukaryota; Pelagophyceae; Pelagomonadales; Pelagomonadaceae
Exons: 2
Coding region: 1-744 (247 amino acids)
Source: RefSeq, a predicted model, not a curated record
AUGGAGCAGCCCUCCCCGGGCCCCUCCCCCUCUCGCCCGAGCGUGUCCGUGACCGACCGUGUCUCGAGCGCGCGCGAGAGCCUCGGGGGGCUCUCGCUCUUCGACGACGAGGACCUCGCGGACCUCGCGGGGUCCGACGACGGGCUCCUCGACUUCCCGGAGUUGCCCGUCGAGGAGACGUCCUUCGAGGACGCUCCAGCUGCUUCGAGGACGAAAAGGCUGAGGAAGCCGCGGACGCUCAUGAACUCCGGAUUUCUAUGGGGCAUACUGUACUCCGGGUUACUCCAGCCGAACGGCGACCUCGACCCGGACAUGGGCUACUACGUCUGCGGCGAGGGCGUGCUGUCGGACAUCCUCGUCGUCGACGGCGCGCGGGUCUGCUGCCUCGGGCGCGAGCCCCGCGCGGGCUUCGGCUCCCCCAUGGGGGUCAACAUGCUCGUGGAGACGUCGCGCGUCUUCUCCCAGCUCCGCGCGUCCGUCAACGUCAAGUCGGAGCUCUCGGGCGACGACUUCGACCGCGCCUGGCGCGGCCUCGCGGACGCGACGGCGUCCGAGCGCGCCGCCGGUCUGGCCCUCCACCAGGCCCGCGGCGGCUCCCCGCUGGGCGUCGCCACCACGCUCGAGCAGGCGUCGGCGUGGCUCGACGGCCAGGGCGCGGGGGACCCGCCGUCCGCGAACCACCGCUUCGAAGUCCUGCCCGACCCGUCCCGCCCGUCCCCGUCCGAGGCCGCCGGCCAGCAGUAA